GGCUGAUCAUAAUUUGCUCAAAGCUCAGCACUGCUGUCAAGUCUAUAUCCCAUAGUCGCGAGGGCUCUGAACAGCUUUGAUUUGUACAUCUGGUAAAAGAGGUUAUGAAAAAGUCGUCUAUAUUUCAAAAGUUGAGGUCUUAUUAUCUUAAGAGCCCAUGGCACUCGACUACUGGAUUUUUCGUUCGUCUAAAUAGUCGUGGGUUGGGAGUCUUCAGAAACUUAUCCAACCUUCCAUAUUUGUAUUUCGAACAAAGUGAUGUCGUUUUACGUUCAUCGAUCAAAUGCACAGGAAACCCAUACUUCUUGAGUAUCCUUCGUAUGCCUUUGCCACUGAUCGGCUCGUGGAACUUGAUAUUGGCAGCAGAUCAGUCACCCAUAACAAGGACAGAGUCCUUUCCAAAUUUCUCCCGCAGCGUUUUUGCAAGUCGAAAGUUACUACAUCCAAAGCGCAGUACAACAGACAAGAAUGGUUAUAUCAAUUUAAAAAAUGUGAAUGGAGCUUUUGUUUGCGUGAACCCAUCCUGUCCGUCAGUAAAAGCAGGUCAAAACACUCAUGCCAGAGACAAUCUGAAUGCUGUUGCUAUUGGCUUAUCUGGGAUGGCAACUUUACUACUUGGAAAAACAUUUCCUCAAUUCAACAGAAAUAUCAGUCCAUCACAGACUGAUCAGUUCAACCAACUUGCUGCCGCUUUCUGUACAGGAAACGCUGUUAAGCCUAUUACAGCUGGUUAUAAUACCUAA
Messenger RNA from Rhizopus microsporus ATCC 52813, 743 nucleotides. RefSeq lists its product as uncharacterized. The record is from RefSeq and is a predicted model, not a curated record. NCBI's taxonomy places the organism in Eukaryota, Fungi, Mucoromycota, Mucoromycetes, Mucorales, Rhizopodaceae. The transcript is spliced from 2 exons. The coding region runs from base 105 to 743 and encodes 212 amino acids.